AAAUAGAAAAUUUCCAGAACGAAACAAAAACAAAAUUAAAGAUUACGGUUAUGGUUUUCGUUUCCUUUCUGUUUGCAAUUCUUUCCAUAAUUUCAUUAGAUCAAGUAGGACAAGCAACGUGUAUUUGUAUGAUUUGUCCGAAACAAUUUUGAUGUCAAAUUUAUUAUUUACAUUACUCCUGGUCCUUGUGGCCUUGGAGCUUGCUGUGGCCCCCCCAGUUGAUCAAAAGAAAAAGGAUGAAGAAAAAAAAGACAAAGGUGAAGAAUUGGAUGAUUUUGGGCUAGAAUAUGGCAGAUACUUGCAACAAGUUGUACAAGCUCUUGAGGAAGACAAAGAGUUUGCAAAGAAAUUGGAAAAUAUAAGUGCCGAACAAAUUAGGAGUGGUCAUAUUGCUAAAGAAUUGGAAUUUGUAAAGCAUAAUGUUCGUUCGAAGCUGGAUGAAUUAAAGAGAAUUGAAGUGGAUCGUCUGCGUAAACUUAUUCAAGAACAAAUGGAGCGCACUCAAUUAGGUCUGUACCGAGACGAAGAUGGUCAUCUGUUGAACUCUCCUGAUGGUCGGCGUUGGAGAACAAUUCCUGACCACAAACGUGGUUUAGAAGGUGGUGUUGGUGAUGGGAAUUUCUGGUUAGGUUUGGAUCGUAAAGGGGUAAAAAUACCAAAACAUCUAGAUAUUGAAAACCCACACAGUUUUGAGAUUGAAGAUUUGAAAAAGCUCAUUCAAACUGCUACUAGUGAUCUUGAAGAAUUAGAUAGACAAAGAAGAGAAGAAUUCAAGAAGUAUGAACUGGAAAAAGAAGCUACCUAUCGUGAAAGCUUGCAAAACAUGACUGAGGAGCAAAGAAAAGAAGCAGAGAAGCACCAUCAAGAACUGAUUGCCAAACACAAAGAUCAUCCUAAAGUACAUCAUCCGGGUAGUAAACCACAGUUGGAACAGGUUUGGGAAGAUCAAGACCAUAUGCCUAAAGAAGAAUUCAAUCCUAGAACUUUCUUUGCCAUGCAUGAUAUCAAUGGAGAUGGUCAUUUAGAUGUUGAGGAAGUUGAAGCUAUCCUUAUACCAGAAGUAAAAAAACUCUAUAAUCCAAACAAUGAGGAAGAUGAUCCUAUAGAAAUGGAAGAAGAAUUCCACAGAAUGCGAGAGCACAUCUUCAAUGAAACUGAUAAAAAUAAGGAUAGUCUCAUCAGUCUUGAAGAAUUCCUUCAAAUGACUCAGCAGCAAGAAUUUCAACAAGAUGAAGGCUGGAGAGGAUUAGACGAACAACAAGUGUAUUCUGAUGCAGAACUCCAAGAAUAUAUGCGACAAAGACAAAUGCAUUAUCAACAAGAUCCAAGAAUGUAUUAUGAUGUCGGUGGGCAACAACAUGGAAUACCGCCAAAUAUCAAUUAUCAAGGAAUGCCACAAUACCCACCUCAAGGACAUCCUCAACAGUUCCAGCAGGGACAUCCUCAACAGUUUCAACAAGGACAUCCUCAACAGUUUCAACAAGGACAUCCACAACAAUUCCAGCAGGGCCAUCCACAACAGUUUCAACAAGGGCAUCCACAACAGUUCCAGCAAGGUCAUCCUCAGCAAUUCCAGCAGGGACAUCCCCAGCAAUUCCAACAAGGUCAUCCACAACAGUUUCAACAGGGUCAUCCUCAGCAAUUUCAGCAAGGGAUCCCACAAGGUCAUCCUCAGCAAGGGAUCCCACAAGGUCAUCCUCAGCAAGGGAUCCCACAAGGUCAUCCUCAGCAAGGGAUCCCACAAGGUCAUCCUCAGCAAGGGAUCCCACAAGGGCAUCCUCAGCAAGGGAUCCCACAAGGGCAUCCUCAGCAGGUUCUUCAAGCACCUCAGCAAGGUCAUCCACAACAACAACCAGUUGGAGGUAAUGCUCAACCCAAACCCAAUCAGCAGUUUGCAUCUGUGCCUCCUGAGCAGUUGUCUGUCCAACAACAGGCUAAUGUUGUGAAAAAUGAACAAAAAGCUUCUAAUUCCAUCAAUGAGGUUCCUCAAGCUGAAAAAAAGCCAGUUGAAGGUCCAAAUUCCAUUAGCCAAGCACCACCAGUUGUACAACAAAUCUAAAGUUCUACUUAAUUACAGCUUAAAACUUCCGAUCAAAAGCUACAGUGAUAUUAAGCAGUCUUAUUAAUUAUACAAACUUUACGAAAAAUAUUGAAUCAGUAUUUUUCGGACUAAAAAAAUUAUAAAAAUUUUUUAUACAUAUAUUAAAUUUAUAAAUUUAUGUACAGAAUAGGUAUAAUAUAUUCAGAUAAAAAUUUUUAAUUACUUAAAGGCUUUAUAAUUACAUGAUUAUUUAUACAUUAGCAACUUUACUGUUAUACUUGGUGUAAAAUUCAAUUUCGAAUUUUUAGUUUGAAAAGCCAUGACAUUCAUUUGACUAUUUAAUUCAUUUCUCGAUAUUUUCAAAGUAGUGAAGUCAAAGUUUUGUUAACUAUGCACUAUAUUUGGUAAUUAAUAUAGUGUUUUUGCAACUACUUAUUCUUGAUGUUCAUUUAAAAGCAAUACAUAGUAUGUCACUGUACUUAUUUAAUUUCUGUGAAAUACAGGAAAUAAUUUAACUCAUUUUGAAAAUAUUUUUAAACUAUUGUUUACUGAAAUUCUUUUACUCCAGUUGUAAAUAUAGCAAAUUUAGAAAAAUGGUUUAACAUUAAUUUAUUUAAAUUUUUCUAAAUUUUAGAGCCAUUUCUAAAAAUUAGUGUUGUACAAAUAUUAAUUUACAUUCCAUUUGUAAAUAUUUGUAUUGUAUAUUUUGUGUAUAUUUUUUGAAUGUUAUAAAAUUAUAGAUCAAAAUUUUAAAUUUCAAGAAUGAAUUUUUUUAUCUUAUUUAAUAAAUUUUUUUAUCUAUUGUUGAGAAAAGGUAAAAUUUCUUAGAGCACUUUAAUUUAUUUUGCACUCGUGUUUUUAGUCUAAACCAUUUUACAAAAUUUUAAUAUGACUGAUUUAAUAAAAUUAUUUUGGAUGCCAUUGAUAGAGAAUAUUAAUAGUUGGGAUGCUGUUUAUUAUUCAAGUAUGUUGAAAUAAAUAAAAUCCUUAUAUUUCUUGCA
Messenger RNA from Argiope bruennichi, 3042 nucleotides. RefSeq names its product nucleobindin-2-like. The coding region runs from base 152 to 2059 and encodes 635 amino acids. Lineage: Eukaryota; Metazoa; Arthropoda; Arachnida; Araneae; Araneidae. The record is from RefSeq and is a predicted model, not a curated record. Gene Ontology annotation, molecular function: calcium ion binding. The transcript is spliced from 13 exons. Gene Ontology annotation, cellular component: endoplasmic reticulum-Golgi intermediate compartment; extracellular exosome.